Molecule: messenger RNA, 2814 nt
Organism: Phycomyces blakesleeanus NRRL 1555(-)
Lineage: Eukaryota; Fungi; Mucoromycota; Mucoromycetes; Mucorales; Phycomycetaceae
Exons: 3
Coding region: 1-2814 (937 amino acids)
Molecular function (GO): catalytic activity
Source: RefSeq, a predicted model, not a curated record
AUGAUAACAAAAAUCUCUGGUGGUGUAGUUGCUCCUGACAAAAACAAAGAACCAGGUCUGGAAGUCUCCACUUGGGCUACUAAAGCCAGUGUUUCUCUUCCUGUAACUGCCCCAAAAAUGUCUACUGUUCUCUCUGCUCGCCGUAUUGCAGCUUCUGUUUGUAUGUUUGCUCUUCUCUCUGGUCCUUCAGGUUAUGAAUAUGUUUAUAUUCCAAGAUCAAGACGCCUUAAGCACAAAGAAGUCCGUUCCUCUCUCUGCACUCUUGGUGUGGAUUCUUCUCGACUUUUGGACAUUAACUUCCCAGCCAGAGGUGUCAUUGGCAUCCUUGUUCAUGUCCAGUAUGCUGAUACAUUUAAGGCCAAACUGACAACUGCUUCCGUUGAGAUUUUGGACGCAUUUGAUCCACUUGACCCUGAUAAUGUUGCUGAUCCCAAGUAUGCAUCUCUGUCCACUCAUGAACUUGCCAACACUGCUGCCAUGCUUCACCGUGAUAGAUGUCUCCAAGCCCUACAGUUCUUGCGCCCACACGUUGCUAUCCCAGUUGGUCACUUCUUUUGUGAGGAAGGGUGGAUCAGUGAAGAUGAAAUACCAACACGUACUACUCUUACCAAUGCCACUGCUGGCACCUAUAGGGGCUCUAUGGGUGUUUCUGUUCUCAUAUCACCUCACUGUCCUUAUGCUGUCACUCAAAUACCUAUGCCCUCCAAAUAUGCUCUGGCUGUCAAAAUUGGCUCACUCAGAAUUGUAUGCUUAUAUCUUCCACCAAAUAUGCCCACUCAUGAUGUCCUACAUGUACUCUCUUCCAUUUCUUUAACACAUGAUACCAUUCUUUGUGGUGACUUCAAUGCAAGACUUGGCUCUGUUACUGGUGACUAUGCAUCAAAUUCUCGUGGACUGGCACUAUGUUCUUGGAUAGAAGAGAGAUCUCUAUCAGUUGUAAAUGCAGAUCUUGCACCUUGCAUACCAACAUAUAUUUCUUUCUGCAACAACUAUGAAAUCAGCAGUAUUAUUGACCUCUUUAUAACUAAUAUGCCACUCAUCAAUCCUUCUCUUCAUAUUGCUACUGACUUGUCCCUUGGAUCAGAUCAUCGCCUUUUAUCACUUUCCUUUACCUAUGAUCUACAGCACUCUACCAAUAUGCCACCACCAUUACGCAAGACAUGGAACCUCUCACGCCUCAAUGAACCUGAUGUCCAUGCUCUUUAUGCUCAUAUCUUCACUCAAAACUCAACCUCCAUCCUUUCCACCUUGCAAGAAAUUGUACUGAAUCCGCCACUCACCAAACCUGACAUUGAUGCUAUAACUGAUAAGUUCAAUUCACUCAUUUACAACUCACUAAAUAGCUCAAUUGGACAUCGACCCUCUCACCCCAACCAUUGGAAAUCCUUCUGGAAUGUGGCAUUACAAACAGCAGCAGAUCAUCGUAACCAAUGUUACAAAAAAUGGCGCCUAGCAAUAGGUAUUGACAAAGUUGUUUGGUGGACUAAACACAAGCAUGCACAGGCCGAAUUCCAAUCCCAAGUUCAGCAAGCCAAACGCCAGUCUUGGCAUGUGUUUUGUCAGUCUAUGGAACGUGAUUUCAGCAAAGCAACGUCAAAAAUAAAACAGUUAAAACACUGUAGACAGCCACAACAUACCUUCCAGCAUGACGAUGGACCAGCCGUAGCAGCAGCAACAAUGUGUGACCAUUUGGCAACAGUAUAUAGUGGACAUAUACUUCCAGCAACCCGACCACCAGCACCAACAACGACUUAUAACAGUGUGCCUUUUGCCUCUGAUGACUCUCCAUUUAACUCAUCAAUUGUGGAGGAAUUCAUGCAAUUUAUGCCUAACCGCAAGGCACCAGAGCCUGAUCAUAUCAGAGCUGAAAUGCUAAAACCUAUCAAAUCACUUAUUUCACCUGUUCUUGCUUUACGUUCUGGUACACUUGCUACAAUGGCAACACUAAACUCUGUUGGAGCUUGUCUUUCUGGUUUUUCUCAGCUGCUCAGUUCACAACUGUAUAAAACUUUUGUUCGCUCAAAGUUUGAAUAUGGUUUGGCUAUUUCCACUCUGCUGAAGCAAGAUAUUAAAGUUCUGGAGUCCAUUCAAGAUAAGUGUCUUCGCAGGAUUGUUGGGGGGCAUGCCACGUCCUCUACAAUUGUGUUGAAGCACAUCUGCAAUCUGCCAAGUAUGAAGUUUUGUGCAGAUGUUCUUAUAGCCAAAUUUUGUAUCAGAUCACGCUUUCUGCCUGCCCAGUGCCUUUUGUCUCUUUUACACCGUCAUCAUACCAUCUAUUCUUCACUUGUCUCCCUGGGAAAAACCAACCUUCUGUCACAUCUCCCUCCAACACUCAAACUCCAAAGCCCUAGUGCAGUAAAAAACCAUUUUGAAAGCAUUAGAGAAGCUGGAUUUACAACCUUUCUCCAGUCCAAUACACAAGUUCUCAUUCAAGCAUGCCACCCAGUUCUUGGAGUUGAUCCAAUUUUGUUUCUGCCAGCCUCACGUGUGGAACGUGGCCGUUUGAUUCGUUGGAGAAUGGGAUGGUUGCCAGGCAAACCAAAGGAAUGUCCUUGUGGAUCUGAUCACACCUCACGCCGCCAUUUGUUGAAUUGCCCACUUGUUCCUGCAACACUAUUUGAACAGUUGCCUCAACCUGACCAUGACCAGAUACACAGAAUUGAUUUUGCCAUCACAUCCUUGCCUUUGCCAUCUCAAGAACCACGACCUGUAUACUGGAUACCACUGAUGACUAUUCUCUGGCACAUGGAUGUUAUAUGUAAUCCUGAUGGUGACUAUUCACAUGAGACUGAACAUGGUGCUCUUUGGAUAUAA